Pelmatolapia mariae (spotted tilapia) is the source of this 5326-nucleotide messenger RNA. It is a transcript of the gene add3a, whose product is annotated as adducin 3 (gamma) a. Gene Ontology annotation, cellular component: cytoskeleton; postsynaptic density; plasma membrane. NCBI's taxonomy places the organism in Eukaryota, Metazoa, Chordata, Actinopteri, Cichliformes, Cichlidae. Gene Ontology annotation, molecular function: actin filament binding. Bases 446 to 2536 code for a protein of 696 amino acids. The record is from RefSeq and is a predicted model, not a curated record. Gene Ontology annotation, biological process: barbed-end actin filament capping. The transcript is spliced from 16 exons.
GGGCACACACAUACACAGAUCCUCUCACAUACACACUCACAGCUGUUGAUACUUCUCUAUCUGAUGAACGCUGGAGCAGCCAAGACGGGGAGACUGUAAGAAUCUGGGAGAAUCUGCUGUCUGCUGGCAGCUUCACCGAGGAGCAUUUAUAUGGAAAAUCUGCAGGGACGCGUGGACAGACGGGUUUUCUGAUCGCCGCCUGGCUCGCAGUUUCUCUUAUUCGUAUCCCGCUCUUUCUCUCUCGUCUCUCCCGGCUUCUUUCUGGGACUCACUGGUGGAAUUUGUGCACGGGCACCAAGUAGCAGUGAAAAACAGAGACAUGUGUUUUGCCUCAGCUGCCUACUACUACUCCCCAUUCUCUCCCAUUCACUGACCAAGUAGGAAAUAAACACAAGGUGACAGUCAGAGUGGCAGCCAUAGAGCAAGCAAGUGAGGUGAAACAGGCAUGAGUGCGGACAGCCAUCAGGGGGUGGUGACCACCCCUCCUCCGCCUGGUGGAGGUACUAAGGAGCGCUACUUCGACCGGGUCAACGUGAAUGAUCCGGAGUACAUCAGGGCCAGGAACAUGUCUCCCGACCUCCGACAGGACUUCAACGUUUUGGAGCAGAAGAAACGUGUCACACAGAUACUACAGAGCCCCGCUUUCAAGGAGGAAUUGGAGAGCCUGAUCCAAGAGCAGCAACGGAAGGGGAACAACCCCACUGGCCUGCUGGCCCUCAGACAGAUCGCAGACUUCUUUAUGGCCAGCACAGUUGCCGGUUUCAACACUUCCCCCCUCAGCCUUGGGAUGGUCACUCCCAUCAACGACUUGUAUGGAGUGGAAUCCACCACGAUGGUGAAAGGCGAGAAGCUGACACGUUGUAAACUGGCCAGCCUCUACAGACUGGUGGACCUGUUCAGCUGGGCACACUUCGCCAACUCCUACAUCACAGGCCGAGUCAGUAAAGAGCAAGACCACAUCCUCAUCAUCCCCAGAGGACUCUCAUUUGCUGAGGCAUCUGCUUCAAACCUGGUGAAAGUCAACAUCAUCGGGGAUGUGAUCGACCAGGGCUCCACCAACCUGAGGAUCGACCCUGCAGGUUUCAGCCCCCAUGCUGCCAUCUACUCCAUGCGUCCAGACAUCCGCUGCAUCAUACACGUGCACACUCCUGCCACAGCAGCUGUGUCAUCUAUGAAGUGUGGUAUCCUGCCCAUUUCCCAAGAGGCGCUGAUCUUAGGUGAUAUUGCCUACUACAACUACCAGGGCAGUCUGGAUGAGCAGGAUGAGCGCAUAGAGCUACAGAAGGCCCUGGGGCCAACAGCAAAGGUUUUGGUGCUGAGGAAUCACGGCGUGGUUGCUCUCGGGGAGACCAUCGAAGAGGCCUUUCACUACAUCUACAAUGCUCAGUAUGCCUGUGAAAUCCAGGUUAAUGCCAUUUCUUGUGCUGGAGGUGUGGACAACCUUAUAGUGCUGGACCAGGAGAAGUACAAAUCACGAGUGUUCGGCGUCGCCUCGGCGGCUGCUGUCAACAUGGCUGGGCAAUACAAGUGGAAAAUCGGUGAGCUGGAGUUUGAGUCUCUGAUGAGGAUGCUGGAUAAUCUGGGCUACAGGACAGGCUAUGCAUACCGGCACCCCAUCAUCCGGGAGAAGCCGAGGCACAAGAGCGACGUCGAGAUCCCCGCCACGGUUACAGCGUUCAUGUUCGAGGAGGACGCGGAUAGUGGUGCAACACGGCUGCCCUUCAAGUUUCUCCAGCAGCGGCAGCAGAGGGAGAAAACACGCUGGCUCAAUUCACCCAACAGCUACACCAAGGUCAGCGUAGAAGGUGGAGAGGAGCGCUACAACAGCCGGACAACCACGUGGAUGAAGGCAGAUGACCCAGGAACCCCAAUUCGUAUCGAGGAUCCCAAUCAGUUUGUCCCUCUCAACACAGAUCCCACUGAAGUGCUGGCGAAGAGGAACAAAAUCAGAGAGCAGAACCGGCUUGAUGUGAUGUCAUCAGGGCCGCGGUCUCAGCACCUUGCAGGCAUCCCUGUCGAUGAACCGCGAAAGGAUCUGGUGCAGAUAAACGUUCUGGUAAAUACCAACCCAUACGUGCCCACAGAGGAAGAGCAGAUGGCUCCCCUGCCUCCCAACCCUUUCAGUGAGUUGUCAGAGAAGGAGCUGGAAGAGUAUCGCAAGAACGUGGAGAGAAGGCAACUGGGCCUCAGCGAUGGCGAGCACGAGCUAACCUCUGACGAUGGCUCCACUCUCUCUCAGUCUCUGUCUGUCACCCAGUCCCCGCAAAGCACUUCAGCUAAAGAAGAGAACCACACAGGACUGAUGAACGGUAAAAACGACCACGGGGACGUGGACGAGGAGCUGUCAAAGCGCGUGAGCCAGCUGACCACCAGCGUUGAGAGCGUGGAGAUCACCGUGCGCUCCGGGGAGAAAAUCGAAGAGGCCCUGUCUCCCGAGAGCUCGCCCUCCAAGUCGCCCAACACCAAGAAGAAGAAGAAGUUCCGCACCCCAUCCUUCCUGAAGAAAAACAAAAAGAAAGAGAAGACGGAGGCCUGAGAGCGAGCAGGCAGCAGGGGGCGAGGCAGACGGGGAGAUCAUCUGCAUAGAAGAAUGAGGGGCAAGCAAACCCCCGUUUUCUGUUUAAUGUCUGUUUUUAUUUUGUUUUAAAUGUCCUUUUAUGUUUUUAAUUUUAUUUGUUUUUUUAACAAAAGGUUUUAUGUGCAAAAGGCAGAGGAAACGAAUUAACAAAAAUCUGUUUGUAAUAAAAAAGAGAAGUUUUCUCCUUCUGCAAAAAGACAAAGCUUAGGGGUUUGGGGCGGGCAAGUGAGGCCACAAAUUAAAACUGCAACAGAUGUGGGGUGGCUAGGGCGGGUAGUGGGGUGUCUGCACACCUGACCUCCUGUGCAGGACUUUAACAGGGCUCCUUGGAAGUGUCAUUCAAGGCUGUUUAGAUCCUGAGUUUUUGGCUACUCCUGUGAUUAUUCCCGGGUUGAAAAAUGGAACUUGAAACCACGUUGUUUUUUUUCUUGAUUCAAAUAAUUGGAAUGCAGCCUGAGUGUUGUAAAACUGCACACGUUCAAAAGAAUCACUUUUUUCCUCCCCUUCUAAGACCUUCCAGCCCUUUUACCUUCUUCUUUUUCUCUUUUCCUUCUUUUUUACAUCCCGGUCACCUGACUCUGCAUACGGAACAGAGAGACCACAUAAAAUUUCAAGUCACAGUGGAAAACUGGUCUCAGAGGGAAAAAGAAAACAGCCACAGGGUUUGUGUUGAUUUAUUUACUGUGAGAGAGGAUCUCUCACGCUCUUCAAGCUACUGUAGGCACAGGCUUCUGAAAAAAACCUUCUUUUCAGCUUGUUGUGGUUGAACUACAGAUGAGUUUUAAGAGUAGAGACAGUGAGGCUGACAGUCUAUCACAACUGUUAUCUGAGAGAGAAUAUUUAUGUAGCAUUUUUUUUUCAUCUUGUCCUUUUCAUCUCAGUGUUUGUUGGUUUUUUGCCAAAUUAAUGGGAGAAUGGGAGGAAAAAACAAUCUCAUCUUAAGCAAGCAUCUCUAUUUCUAGUUUGUCAUCUCAUUUUUACUGAACACAAGUUUGGUAUUAGUUGACUGUUUUGUACUCAUUUCUAAGCUUUUACAGAGAAUACAGAUGUUAUGCAUGAUUUCUCUUUUUUUCCUGUUAUUUUUUGCAGCAACUGAAUUUAUUUGGCUGUCUUCUGUAGUGAUGCCUGAUUUUUUUUUUUUUUUUUUUUUUUUUUUUCAAAUUAUAUUCUAACCUUCAGAGUACACAAAGUUACUAUAUAACACAGAUAUAUGAAAACUGGAUAUGUUGGCUAUAGAUUUUUUUUUAUUUCAUGGUGCAGCACUUUUUUGUGGUGUAUAUAACACAUUUUAGUUGCAAGUGGUUUCACCAGUGAGGAGGAUCGUGAAGUAAUUUGGUAAAAGUCGUGCAAGUAGACAGCGAGGCAUGGUGUCGGGGAGUGGUCAGGGCCCAGAAAGUGAGUUGAAUGAAGACGGACAGAAUAAUCUUUCAUUGGUGUCACACGUGAGAAAAUAUUACUGCGCUCAAGCAGCGUUUCUGCAGAAACGCAGUCCCCAGCUGCGAUGGGAAUCGUGGGUCAUGGAGAGUAGAGCGGUGACGUCUUUUUGUUUGGUGCGUUUGUGCGUGCGUGUGUGUAUUUUAAGCCAUAUUGUAAUUUUUUUUCUCCAUUAUUUUAAUAAGACAAGGGUUGUGAUUCUUAUCUGCCUGCUCAGGCGUCAUAGACCCUAACAAGAACUCUGUUAAAUCACCCCAGUGACUGCAUCGACACCCCUCAGGCGCCCCAAAACUUUAUUAUUUUAUUUUAUUUUAUUUUAUUUUUUUUUGCAGUGGCUACACCCACAGUAGCUACGCCUCCUUGCUUAAUUUGCUGUUUUAUUUCCUCCAAGAACUGGAACAUCAUAAGGAGGUCAUAGGACAUUUUUAUAUUAUUCUUUUAUGAUUCUUUUCCGAGCCCGGUCAUUAUUUCAGCUUCUAAAGCCUACCCUCUUGUAAUUUCUCUUCUAAACACGAUCCUGUUGUAACUGGCGGAUGACCCACAGUUGAACUCAGCAAAGCCAAAGUGUGAUGGGUUGCCGCAUAUCCUCCCCCCUGCAGUUUAGCCAGAUGUACCAAUAUCCCAGCUAGCAAUGUGAAGUAUUGGAUUUGGAGGGAGUGUGGGAGGGUUUAGGGGCACAUCUUUAGCCGUGUUAAACGAUAGCUUUUGGCUCCGGGCGAAGAACUGAGGUCACACAGCUGAAAGAUGGAGAAAGAGAGGUGCGAGUUUGGAAAUGGAAGUGCUUAUCUGUGUGUAGUAGACAGGAGCAGGGGAAAAGGACAGCCUGAUACUAACACACCAUGUUUUCACCACUCAGAUGGGUUUUUUUUUGUUUUUGUUUUCUUUGAUACAUCGCUCCUCCAGGAAAUCUUUUUUUCAUCCUCCAUUUGUAUCGCAGUACGCUUUUUUUUUCUUUUAGUUUGCAGAACGCAUUAGGUGGUGUUUUUUUUUAUUAACCCUUUUUUUUUUUUUUUUUUUUUAGCAAAAUUGCUUCCAGAUGAACUGGAUUUGCAUCGCAUCCUUUUUAUUUUCUCAUCUGUUUUUGACUGUUUGCACCUUGCUUUACUAAUGUCUCCACCUCUUUUUUUUUUUUUCUGUUCAAAACAAACAAAAAAAGCAAACAAACAAAAAGAACGAGUUUUGCUUUGGCAUGCCAGAAUGAGCCAAGCUACUUUGUGACCUGUGAAAAUCCUAUAUAAAUGGUUAUCUAAUGGAGUUGCUUUUAGAUGUAUUGCUAAUCUGUGUAAAUUCACAAAUAAAACUGUAUUUUAAGAA